AUGGCCGACAGCGAGCGGCCCUUCCAGCACAGACACACCCCGCCAGCACCCCCAGUCCCGCCGAGGCCAAGCAGAACACUCCCCCAGCUGCCGCCGACGACCCCAAAACCACCGCCCAAGCCACCCAGGCCCCGCCAGCGCAGCCACACCACGGCAGCCGAGCAGCAGCCACCCCCACAACCACCACCCAAACCACCGCCCAAACCACCCAAGCCCCACCCCGCCGGCUGGCUCGACUCCCCGCUCAGCCACCCCCACUCCCCCCCGCCCAGGAACGAGCAGCAGCAACCCCGGCUGCAGGAGAUGCCCGACCCCACCUUCGCCAACCGCCGCCCGCCCACGCUCAACCCGCCCGUCGCCAUCCCCGUCGCCGCCCAGUUCUCCGCCUGGGCCCUCCGCGGAAACUGGCUGUGCACCGGCCACCACUCCCUGCGCCUCUGGCACACCGCCUCCGGCGACUGUCUCGCCCACGUCAGCGCCCUCCAGGACAUCAAGAUCACCGCCAUGGAGUUCAAGGCCGCGCCCAGACCCGCCCAGCGCGCCGACCCGGACCGCUUCGUCUGGUGCGGCACCAAGGACGGCCAGCUCUUCGAGUUCGACUGUCUCGAGCGCAGGAUCGUCGACUCCCGCGCCGCCCUCCACUCCUCCGCCGUCGUCGGCCUCUUCCGAUGCAAGGAGGGCGGGAUGUGCUCGCUGGACGAGAGCGGCAAGCGCGUGGCCGAAAAGACCACGUUCGCCAAGAUGGUCUCGCACCGUCUAUGGACCUCGUCGGGGCCCUCGGGCUCCAAGACCGCCCCCCUGGCCGCCCAGCGCGGACCCACGAUCAGGCUGGUCUAUCUGGGCCACGACUCCGGCCACGUGUCCGUCUGGGAAACCGCCCCCAAACAACCCUCCUCGUCCCCCGCCGCCGGCGGGCCCAACGACUUCGGAAGGGCCCACGAAGCGGCCGACGACGCCAUCCGGUUCAGGAAGAUCGUCAAGCUCUCCAACUACCAGAUCACCGCCAUGGAGGGCGUCACCAAGUACCUCUGGGUCGGCUUCCGCACCGGCACCGUCUUCGUCUACGAGCCCGAGAUCCACCCCGAACCGGCCCGCUCCAGCCUCGCCCCAACUAGCCCCGUUCCCCCCCGCACGCUCGGGCCCCAGAGGCCGCCCCCUCUCGAUCCUGCCAGGUCUUGGAAGGUGCUUAAGGUGUGGCAGGCGCACAAGGAGGCCGUGCUCAAGAUCAUUGUCGAUCCGUCGCUGCUGUGGGACGAGGUGGGCAAGCUGCACGUGGCGACGACGAGCACGGACUGGCGGGUGAAGCUGUGGGACGGGACGAUGUCGGUGGACUGGCUGGCGGCGGAGAUGCGCAAGCGGCAGAGCGAGUACUGCACCUACCGGCCCAUCACCGCCCUCCUCUGUUCCUGGAACGUCGACGCCUGUAAGCCGAACGACCUCGCCGGAACCUGCGAUAACCUGAACUUCUUGGAGGACGUGCUCCGCUCUGCCGGCCCCUCGACGCCGGAGAAAUCCCACAACGACCAGCGCCCGUCGGCCUCUACUCCCGACCUCAUCGUCUUCGGCUUCCAGGAAAUGAUCGACCUGGAGAACAAGAAGCUCACCGCGAAGACCGUGCUCCUGGGCGGGCGCAAGAAGGCGGCCGGGACGGAGAAGCUGUCGGACUCGGUCUCCCAGGUCUACCGCAAAUGGCACGACAAGCUCGUCGCCACCGUCCGCACCUUCAUGCCCCCGGACGACCCCUACGUGGUCAUCCACACCGAGAACUUGGUCGGCCUGUUUACGUGCGUGUUCGUCAAGUCGUCGGAGCGCGCUAAGAUGCGCGACAUCGCGGUGACCACGGUGAAGACGGGGAUGAAGGGCCGAUACGGCAACAAGGGCGCGAUCCUGGCCCGCCUGGUCAUCGACGACUCAUCGAUCUGCUUCAUCAACUGCCAUCUCGCGGCAGGGCAGAAGCACGUGCGGCAGCGGAACUCGGACCUGAUCGACAUCCUGGAGGAGAAGUCGUUCUUCCCGGACGCGCCGGAGCGGCCUGCGAGCAGCCAGCCCGCCCCGUGCUCGUCGACGGCGGGGGAGCUGGGCGGAUGCAGCGAGGUGUAUGUGGGGGGCGGGACGGGGGCGGCGAUCGCCGACCACGAGAUCUGCUUCCUCCAGGGCGACCUCAACUACCGCAUCGACGCCGACCGCGACACCGUCAUCCGGGCCAUCGCCGCCGGCCACCAUCGCCAGCUGCUCGCCUUCGACCAGCUCCUCCUCGAGAAGUCCCGCAACCCCCUCUUCAGACUCCGCGCCUUCAACGAGCCCCCUAUCCGCUUCCAUCCCACCUACAAAUACGACCCGGGCACGCAUAUGUACGACUCGUCCGAGAAGGCCAGGGUGCCCGCCUGGUGCGACCGGAUCCUGUACCGGACGCCGACGGAAGACAGCGACACGCUCUCGCCGCCGACGCUCUACAUCCAAGCGGCGGCGCCGGGCUCGCCGCGGCCCGCCCCGUCCUUCCCGGUGCCCUCGCCGCUGCUCGCCCCGCCCUCGGCAGCCGAAGACCCCGGCCCGAUCGUCGUCCCGCUCGACUACCGCAGAUACGAGGUCAACAUCUCCGACCAUCGCCCCGUCUCCGCCGCCUUCCGCGUCCGCGUCAAGGCCGUCGUCCCCGGCCUUAAGCGCCGCACUAGGGACAUCGUCGCCGACAAGUGGCGCGCCCAGCGCGCCCUCAUCCUCGCCCACUCCCGCUCGUAUUACGCCGACUUCUAG
Messenger RNA from Puccinia triticina, 2751 nucleotides. RefSeq lists its product as uncharacterized. Bases 1 to 2751 code for a protein of 916 amino acids. Gene Ontology annotation, molecular function: protein binding; phosphatidylinositol-4,5-bisphosphate 5-phosphatase activity. Lineage: Eukaryota; Fungi; Basidiomycota; Pucciniomycetes; Pucciniales; Pucciniaceae. The transcript is spliced from 9 exons. The record is from RefSeq and is a predicted model, not a curated record. Gene Ontology annotation, biological process: phosphatidylinositol dephosphorylation.